Dermochelys coriacea (leatherback sea turtle) is the source of this 2621-nucleotide messenger RNA. RefSeq names its product cytohesin 1 (gene CYTH1). The record is from RefSeq and is a predicted model, not a curated record. The coding region runs from base 140 to 1339 and encodes 399 amino acids. Gene Ontology annotation, biological process: regulation of ARF protein signal transduction. Lineage: Eukaryota; Metazoa; Chordata; Testudines; Dermochelyidae. Gene Ontology annotation, molecular function: guanyl-nucleotide exchange factor activity. The transcript has 13 exons.
CUCAGAGCAGCUGUGAGUCACUCUGGGAAUUGCAGUGAGCGGCAGGUGUCCCACCCUGCCUGGCCUGACGGAGCUACCUAGUGCGGGAGCCGAGGACUGGCCAGGCCGCAGGACAGGCCCUGCAGGAGCACUGGCCAGGAUGGUCCUCAGGACAGAGGAGGGGAGUGUCCCCAGCGACCUGACCCCAGAGGAGUGCCAGGAGCUGGAGAACAUCCGUCGCCGCAAGCAGGAGCUGCUGGCCGACAUACAGCGGCUGAGAGAUGAGAUAGCAGAGGUGACCAAUGAAAUUGAGAACCUGGGAUCCACGGAAGAGAGGAAAACCAUGCAGAGGAACAAGCAGGUGGCAAUGGGCAGGAAGAAGUUCAACAUGGACCCCAAAAAGGGGAUCCAGUUCCUGAUUGAGAACGACCUGCUGAAGAACACCUGCGAGGACAUCGCCCAGUUCCUCUACAAGGGGGAGGGGCUAAACAAGACGGCCAUUGGCGACUACCUGGGCGAGAGAGACGAGUUUAACAUCCAGGUCCUGCACGCCUUCGUGGAGCUGCAUGAAUUCACUGACCUCAACCUGGUGCAAGCGCUGCGGCAGUUCCUGUGGAGUUUCCGCCUGCCAGGCGAGGCGCAGAAGAUCGAUCGGAUGAUGGAGGCGUUUGCCCAGCGGUACUGUCAGUGCAAUCCAGGCGUCUUUCAGUCCACAGACACCUGCUACGUCCUCUCCUUUGCCAUCAUCAUGCUGAACACUAGCUUGCACAACCCCAACGUCAAGGACAAGCCCGCAGUGGAGCGCUUCAUCGCCAUGAACCGGGGCAUCAAUGAUGGGGGCGACCUGCCAGAGGAGCUGCUCAGGAAUCUCUAUGAGAGCAUAAAGAACGAGCCCUUCAAAAUCCCCGAGGACGACGGCAACGACCUCACCCACACCUUCUUCAACCCCGACCGCGAGGGCUGGCUGCUGAAACUUGGUGGCAGGGUGAAGACAUGGAAGAGACGCUGGUUCAUUCUGACUGACAACUGCCUUUACUAUUUCGAGUACACGACGGAUAAGGAGCCUCGUGGCAUCAUCCCCUUGGAGAACCUGAGCAUCCGCGAGGUGGAGGACUCCAAAAAGCCUAACUGCUUUGAGCUUUACAUCCCAGACAACAAAGACCAAGUGAUCAAGGCCUGUAAGACAGAGGCAGAUGGCCGGGUGGUGGAGGGGAACCACACGGUGUAUCGCAUCUCGGCCCCCACCCCCGAGGAGAAGGAAGAGUGGAUCAAGUGCAUCAAGGCAGCGAUCAGCAGGGACCCCUUCUAUGAGAUGCUGGCGGCGAGGAAGAAGAAAGUGUCCUCCAUGAAGAGACAUUAGCAGCCUGGGCCAGCCGAGCGAGGUUGGCGUUCUCAGGCGGCGAGAGGCUCCCCUCCCCUGGAGAUGGAGAGAGCAGGUUGCCAGGCAAGGGCCUCUCCUGCAGCCCAGCACAGCCUGAAUUCCCAGGGACUAGCUUCAGCUUUUGCAAUUUCUUUACCAUUGGGGGGUGGGCAGGUGUUUGGGGGUGGGGCUGGGAGUCCUAGGGCCACAGCGAUGAGUCUGCAGCUACGUGAGAUGAGCAGGAGCUUGGUGCUGGGAGCUCCCUUCUGGGCUCCCUUUCCAGGGAGCAGUCUUCAGGCCCUAGCCCAUGUCCCAAUGGCCUGGGGGAGAGGACCAGAGCCGCUGCAAGUGAGAUGCUUCACCUACAAGGAGCUCAAGGAGAAUUUGUCAGCAAUGCCGUCUCUACCCAGAUGGAGGCCCCUGAGGCCGGCCGCCAGGGCUGGGCGGGAAAUGUUGCCCAUGCUCUCUGGGGUGUGGAUGUGUAUGGGGGCCCAGGCAUCUGUACACACCUGUCGGCCUUGGGCAGCCUGUGUGGGGAGGGGCAGGGCAGAUGUGACGGGAGCUCUGGCGGACGUGCCAGCGAGGGGCUGGGGGCCCUGCCCAAGCCAGGGGCUGCCUCCUGCUUGACUGCUGUCUGCCCAUGCGUACCGUACACCCGCCUCUGCCAAUUCUCCGGGGGAGGGGGCUACAGCCUCUUGGCAUGGCCCCAGGGCUGGGGCCGCCUGGGCUGGGCUGGGCACUAGUUUUGAAGCACUUGGGGCGUGUUCCGUCUGUUACCGCUCAGUCGCUGCUGGGUCGUUCAGUAGCGGGCGUUUCUCUUGGGAGGGGGGUGGAAUCGCUGAGUGGGGAGGGUAGGAGCCACGGGAGCCAGCUGGUGAGCCUGACGUGAGCCAAGGGGAGCCUGUGUGCCUUGCCCACCCACCUACCCUCGUUCUAGAGGGCACUGGUCUGUCCUGGGCUCCUUUGGCGAGCCCAAUGAGUUCCGGAACACAUGGUCAGCUGGGCUCCUUAGAGAUGGGAGCAGACGGCCCAGAGGGUCUGGGAAGGGGAGGCCAAGGGUCCGAAAACCAUCAUUGCGCCCUCAUGUAGCCAUAGCUUCCACAGAUGCACAGUGCCAUGCGGCAGUGCCAAGCCAAUAGCAGGAAGCCUGCUGCCCUGGCCUUCCCCGGGGCCAGCCUAUUCCUAGAGCUGGCACCACGGGGCCUCGUGGGCUGUGAGCAGAGCUCAAUGAGCAGUCGAGGGUUCAGCGACAUGCCAGGCACACUGAAGCAGCAGGGCUGGG